Messenger RNA from Telopea speciosissima, 931 nucleotides. RefSeq names its product U2 small nuclear ribonucleoprotein B''-like. The coding region runs from base 94 to 795 and encodes 233 amino acids. The record is from RefSeq and is a predicted model, not a curated record. The transcript is spliced from 5 exons. Gene Ontology annotation, biological process: mRNA splicing, via spliceosome. Gene Ontology annotation, molecular function: U1 snRNA binding. Gene Ontology annotation, cellular component: U1 snRNP. Lineage: Eukaryota; Viridiplantae; Streptophyta; Magnoliopsida; Proteales; Proteaceae.
UCUUGAGCUUGAUAGUGGAGUCUUUAUUUUUUCUCUCUCAGUCACAGUGUGCUUUUGCGCUCUUCUCUGCUCUCUGCUUCGUUCUCUGCCGCCAUGCUCUCAGGGGAUAUUCCUCCAAACCAGACCAUUUACAUUAAGAACCUCAAUGAGAAAAUCAAGAAAGAUGAACUGAAGAGAUCUCUUUAUGCUUUAUUCUCUCAGUAUGGAAGGAUUUUGGAUAUUGUUGCGUUGAAGACAUCAAAGCUUCGAGGUCAAGCAUGGGUUGCAUUUAGUGAAGUUACAGUUGCUAGUAAUGCAGUGCGUCAGAUGCAAAACUUUCCAUUUUAUGACAAGCCCAUGCGGAUACAAUAUGCAAAAACAAAGUCAGAUUGCAUUGCAAAGGCAGAUGGGACCUAUGUUCCACGAGAGAAGAAAAAGAAGCAGGAAGAAAAAGCUGAAAGAAAACGAAAGGCUGAGGCACCGCAAUCUGCUGCUACUGCUAACGGUACUAGUGAUAACAGACAUGGCGGCCCCACUGCUUCUUUCCCAGGAAAGCCAGGUGCUCAGGAUGCAGCUACGGCCCCCAACAAUAUACUUUUCAUUCAGAAUUUACCCCAUGAGACUACGAGUGUGAUGCUGCAAAUGUUGUUCCAACAAUACCCAGGUUUUAAGGAAGUACGAAUGAUUGAAGCGAAGCCUGGUAUUGCUUUUGUAGAGUUUGAAGAUGAUGUGCAGUCGUCGAUUGCCAUGCAGGCCCUUCAGGGCUUCAAGAUUACUCCCCAGAACCCUAUGGCCAUCAAUUAUGCCAAGAAAUAAUUACAUCUUUUAGUGGUAGGUGUCCUAAAUUUUAUGAGAAAUGUGAUGGCUAUGGGAGCCAUAUGCACACUGUAAGUCUGUAACCAUAUGAAUCUUCAGCACAAUUAAAAUUAGAAAAAUGGCUUUUUGUUCUUUG